Molecule: messenger RNA, 7538 nt
Organism: Hyalella azteca
Lineage: Eukaryota; Metazoa; Arthropoda; Malacostraca; Amphipoda; Hyalellidae
Product: probable phospholipid-transporting ATPase IIA
Biological process (GO): phospholipid translocation; endocytosis; retrograde vesicle-mediated transport, Golgi to endoplasmic reticulum
Cellular component (GO): plasma membrane; endosome; trans-Golgi network
Molecular function (GO): magnesium ion binding; ATP binding; ATP hydrolysis activity
Source: RefSeq, a predicted model, not a curated record
GGUUUGAUUGAUUUCAAGACAGAUUUCAAUGAAGGGAAAUGCAACCAUUGUCCCAAAGUGCUGGUGACUUUGAGGAAGACGAGUCUCAAUCUUUGCUUUCUUCUGCCCAUCCUGAAAUUGAUUUCCCAUCAAGACGUUCAAGCAAGAGGUAUUCAAGAUUUUCUUGCUACUGGAGAUCAUUCUGUUUGAGGUUGUGCUGCCCCUGUGCCAUGUGGGGCUGCUGUAGAAGAGGUGAGCUCAGUGCUCGCACUGUGCGUCUUGGAGUGCCUGACCCCUCAGUGCACUAUCCCCCCAACACUGUCAGGAACCAAAAGUACAAUGUCAUCACUUUCAUACCUAUGGUGCUGUUCGAACAGUUCAAGUUCUUCCUGAACCUCUACUUCUUGGUUAUGGCUUGUUCCCAGUUCAUCCCAGAGCUGCGCAUUGGUUAUCUCUACACUUACUGGGGCCCUCUUGGUUUUGUGUUGAUAAUUACGAUGAUCCGCGAGGCUGUGGACGACAUCAGGCGCUGGCGUCGUGACCAGGAGGUCAACGGACAGGUGUACCGCAAGCUCGUGUCGCCCACCGCCGUCCACAGGAAGCGCGUGGGCGCCAGGGGCGGCAGCAUGACGGGGGACGGCGGCACCACGGCCGUCACCAGCGCUAACAUCAAAGUCGGCGACCUCAUCUUGGAGACAGUGAAGGGAGCGGGGUGGUGGAGGAGCCCAUUGGAGUGGAGAACACCGUGUGGUCAGGCACGGUGGUGGCGUCAGGACGGCUGCUGGGCGUGGUCGUGUACACAGGGCGUGACACGCGCUCCGUCAUGAACAGCGCCGCCCCGCGGUCCAAAGUUGGCCUCCUCGACCUGCAGAUCAACGACCUCACCAAGUUGUUGUUCCUGGCGGUGUUGGUGCUCACUAUCGUCAUGAUGUGCUUGAAGGGCUUCAGUGGUCCCUGGUAUCGAUAUUUCUUCCGGUUCUUGCUGCUCUUCUCCUACAUCAUACCCAUAAGUCUACGCGUGAACCUGGACGUGGGCAAGGCCUAUUACUCGUGGAUGAUGCAGCGUGACACUGAGAUGGCAGGCACGGUGGUGCGGUCGACGACCAUCCCUGAGGAGCUGGGCCGCAUCAACUACCUGCUCACUGACAAGACGGGCACUCUCACCCAGAACGACAUGGUCUUCAGGGUGCUGCAUCUGGGCACCCAAGCCUUUGGCGUUGAUGCUUUUGAUGACGUGACCAUGCACCUGCGAGGCUACUGUGCACAGCGGCAGCGCAGCGCUGAGCAGAAGACGGCAGCAGAGGGCGGGACGGGCGCGAGUCCUACGCGCGUGCGCCGCUCGCUGUCGGUGAAGGUGGGCGAGGCGGUGCACGCACUCGCGCUCUGCCACAACGUCACGCCCGUCCACGAGAAGGAUGACGAGGGCGCCGUGCUGUCCGUCUCCUACCAGGCCGCCAGCCCCGACGAGGUGGCGCUGGUGCAGUGGACGGAGGUUGUGGGGCUGCCGCUGGUGCAUCGCGACCUGAACACCAUGUCCCUGCGCUGCCCCGUCACCAAGCAGCUGCUGCGGUACACCGUACUACAGGUCUUCCCCUUCACCUCUGACACCAAGAGGAUGGGCAUCAUAGUACAGGAAGAAGACACUGGUGAGAUAAUACUGUACAUGAAGGGCGCGGACGUUGUCAUGGCGAGCAAAGUUGAGUACAACGACUGGCUGGAGGAAGAGUGCAGCAACUUGGCACAGAAGGGACUGCGCACUCUGGUCGUCGCUCGCAAAGUCCUCAGCCGCGAACAAUAUACUUCAUUCGAGGACAGCUACAGAGCAGCACGCACGUGUCAACAGGACCGCAGCAGCCGCGUCGCCAGCGUCUUGGAGACCUUGGAGUCCAACCUAGAACUGCUGUGCCUUACGGGCGUCGAAGAUAAACUCCAGCACAACGUCAAGCACACGCUUGAAGUUCUCAGAAAUGCCGGCAUCAAGAUGUGGAUGCUGACGGGAGAUAAGGAGGAGACGGCGACGUGCAUAGCGCAGAGCAGCAGGCUGGUGCCACCAGGGCAGGCGCUGCACAGCAUGGGCGCUGUCACCAGCAGACAAGACGCCCAUCAGCAGCUCCACCUGCUCAGGAGGAAGACGCACGCCGCCCUCAUCAUCAACGGCAGCAGCCUGGAGGUCUGCCUGCAGUACUACGAGCACGAGUUUGUUGAGCUCGCCGUGCAGUGCCCCGCCGUGGUGGUGUGUCGCUGCUCUCCUACACAGGUCAGGUCCUCUGGUGCCUCUCUUAGACGUGCCUCCCUCAGACGUGCCUCCCUCAUCAUCGAGGGCAAGGUGAGUGAUGAGGGCAACGACGUAGCCAUGAUACAGGCCGCCGACAUCGAGGGCAAGGAAGGCAGACAGGCGUCACUGGCUGCGGACUUCAGCGUGCUGCAGUUCGAGCACAUCGCUCGUCUGUGUCUCGUACACGGCCGCUACUCGUACAAGCGCUCAGCGGCGCUCGGCCAGUUCGUCAUGCACCGCGGCAUGAUCAUCUCCACCAUACAGGCCAUCUUCUCUGCUAUCUUCUACUUCUCCAGUGUUGCUCUCUACCAGGGCUUCCUCAUGGUCGGGUACUCGACCAUCUACACAAACUUCCCUGUUUUCUCGCUGGUGUUGGACCGAGACGUGUCGCCCAAGAUGGCUAUGUCAUACCCCGAACUUUAUAAAGACCUAACUAAAGGGCGCUCUCUCUCCUACAAGACGUUCUUCGUCUGGGUCCUUAUCAGCGUUUAUCAAGGCGGGGUGCUGAUGUACGGCGCCAUGUUGCUGUUUGAAGACGAGCUCCUGCACAUUGUCAGCAUCUCGUUCACUGCGCUGAUCCUGACGGAGCUGCUGAUGGUGGGGCUGACAGUGCGCACGUGGCACCCGCUCAUGGUCCCCGCCCACCUCCUCUCCCUCCUCGCGUACGGCGCCUCCAUCAUCUGGAUGCAUUACUUCGACCUGGCGUUCAUCACGUCAACGGACUUCUGGUGGAAAGUGAUCGUGAUCACGCUGGUGUCGUGCCUGCCUCUAUACGUGCUCAAGUUCCUGCAACGCAAGAUCACGCCCCCCACCUACUCCAAGCUGGAGGAACUCAACACCUUCGGCUCCACCCUCACCGUGGAGAGCCGACUUGCCUCGGCGCCCCGCAGCUACGACGCCACCAGCACAACCACGAGCCGCCCAUAGCAGUGCGAGACCACGCGGGCCACGCCUCUCUAACCUCACCUCUCUCUAGCCUUCAUUUAUCAUUAACAUGAUUGACACUUUUCAUGGCAUUAUCACAACAGCUUCGUUAUUUGUGGCGUGCGAUGUUCGAAGGACUCGAUAUUAUUUUUUUUAGAGCAAACUUAUCAUUACACGCCCCUCUAACCACACCUCUUUCUAGUGUUCAUUUAUCAUUAACAUCAUUGCCACUUUUCAUGGCAUUACCCCAAUAGCUUCGUUAUUUGUGGCGUGCGAUGUUCGAAGGACUCGAUAUUAUUUUUUUUAGAGCAAACUUAUCAUUACACGCCCCUCUAACCUCAUCUCUCUCUAGCGUUCAUUUAUCAUUAACAUCGUUGCAACUUUUCAUGUCAUAACCACAACAGCUUCGUUAUUCGUGGCGUGCGUUAUUUGAAGGUAUUUUUUUUCACGGCGAACUUAUCACUGUCCAUUCGAAGAUGUUCAUUUUAUUUAGGUUCUCUUUUGCUUCAAGUCGUUUCUUCAUGCCUUAUUCUUGCCGAUUUUGAGCUUUGGCAUAAUUAAUCACAAUAAAAUCAUGUUUGCAAAUCUACCUUGGUUACAUAGAUUUUUCUGUAAGCUAUUCUCUCGGUGAAACUUGUUGAUAUUUAAACCAUGGUUCAUUAUUAAAGACUAUGGCUAUGUCAACUUUUAUCUCACCGAGCCAACUACUUUGUAGUUAAUGUUUGUUAACCCGCAUAAUCUUCAUUAUGUGAAGCACAUUCUCGUCUCUUUAUUCAUUAUCUUCUCUCGUUCUUCAAGCGAAGUUGAUCUGCGUGGCCCGCAAUAUUCUUGUCUAGAACCGCUGUCUGAAUCUCAGUAUUUCGCUGCCUAGAAUUUAGAACUAAACUGCCUGCCCGCGCUAAUUUGUACAUAACAUAUCAUGAUGUGCUAGGCUCGUGUAUCGAAUAUGGUAAUGAUGAACAUAAUUUUAAAAAAGCGCGAGUCUUAAUGAGAGCAGCGUCUUAAUGAGAGCAAGCGUCUUAAUGAGAGCAAGCGUCUUAAUGAGAGCAAGCGUCUUAAUGAGAGCAAGCGUCUUAAUGAGAGCGCGAGUCUUGAGAGCACGAGUUUUAAUGAGAGCACGAGUUUUAAUGAGAGCACGAGUCUUAAUGAGAGGUAACGAAAAUCCUGCAGGCUCUAGUGAGUAUUAAUUAGUCAUCCUUACAAUAACCUGCUCAUAUCUUUAUUGUUUUGUGUACUUUUUUGCUGGAGAGAAUUCGUCUCUCAUGCUGUGCCUCAUCUUUUUUUUAUUGACUACGUAAUUCAAGUUAUGUUCAUAUUUAACCAUCUGAUUUCUUUUCGGUUACUCUGACCAAUAAUAAAAAAGUCGGUCAUAAAAAAUAAAUUUUAUUUACUUGAGCUUGUAAAGCUCGUAAAUUUCUUCACGUUGGAGAAUUUUCAAUAGAGAUAUAAAUCAGUUCAUGAAAAUGACAGUAUCACGGAUAAAUCAAUCCAAGAAACUGGUCCUUUCAUGUAUUAGUGUUCGUUGAACUGACUUUUCUGCGUCAUGAAAUUUAAACCAGUAUUGUAAUGUUAGUAACGCAACUUGCCUCAUUCGUAUCGUUGAAGAUUCAUCCUUCUUGUGCAAUUGCCAUGUUUUGGUCGGAUGAUAAAACGAGUAUUUACUUUGUAGCAGCGGUUGGAGGCCCUGUAGCAUGUUUACUGCUGUUGCAGUCCAUUAACUGUGCUGUAUCUAUGGUAGUUACUUUACUGUUGAUGCGUAACAGCCUAUAAAGAAAAACGAUGACCAUAAUAUAUCAAUACAUCGAUACUAAAGGAAAUUGUCAACUGUGCACAUUAAUUUGCGAUGGUUAAAGUCUGCUGCUGAGUUUCAGACAAUAAUUCUUCGCAAAAAUGGUUUACCUGUAUCGGUGACUAAAAUUGUAUUUGGUACGUGUGCCGUGAAGUGAAGCGAUCGUCAGAUAUUUCUUUAUGUACGUUUAAAAAUCGUAGCGUGUUGUGAAUUUUCGAUGCUAGGAAAACUUAGAAGCUUAUUAGGAGAUUCUUCUCUGUCUGUCGCUCGUAAGUGAUGAUCUUUACAUUCCUGUUGCUGUCGAUCUUUCAGUGUGUUGGUGCCUUCGACAUUCCUAGAUCUCUUGGCCCUUUGUUUCAACGCGACCUUUCAAGUUAUGCUGCUUAUUUAGCAACAAAUUUUGUUUAAAAAAUGUUAGAAAAUUUAAAGGUUUGUGCUAGUGAUAACAAGCUCAUUUAUUUUUAGUUUUUACAGCUCCAAAUUACGUUACUUAUUUAACAACGAAUUUUGCCCUAAAAAUGUUAGAAAAAUUGAAAGGUUUGUGCUAGUGAUUACAAGCUCAUCUAUUUUUAUUUGGUUAAAGUUUUAUUGCAUACAAAGCUGCAGUGUUUACAAGACUUUUCUGUUAAUGAGAUCAUACCUCGCAGUCUGGCAUUCAGGUCAUCUUUUAUCAGCGGAUAAAUUAACUCUCGUCAAAUCUAUUCAUAUUACAAAGCCUAGGUAACGAUAAUUACCGUUAGUUUACAAGGGUUUUAGCACCGCAGCUUCCUGCGGGUUGCCUGAUGCUUGCAUGAAACAUGUGCCUGCUGGCACACCUCGGUGCCGCAGUCCUUUCUUCAGACGGCUAAAUUAGAUUAACUUCAUCAAAUAACAGAUCGUUUUUACUCUGAUUACAAUCAGCGUUGAAUUUCUUCGAAUUCCAAGUACUGUACCAUUUAUCAUUGCUUCAGCCUAAGCGUUCACAUUCACCUACCUACACGCAAACCGCUUUGUUAAAUUAUCUUCAUCGUUUUUUUUUUUUUUGUAUGAGCAAAUCAUUCAUUAUGCAUUUUAGUAGUAAUUAGCGCUGGUAGGUCGAGUUUUAACUUGUAAUUUUCUUGUAGAAUUCUAACUAGUAAUAUUCCUUUUUUCAAUUCAGGGUUGACGAUGACAAAGGCUUGCGGUGAUGCUGGAAAAAGCUCUUUCCAUUUUUUUAUCGCAAUUUUUAGAAGCGUCUUUUUACUUGUCCAUCUUUUGAGCUCUCUCCUCUAAAUUGAUCAAUUAUAAUAAUUUACCAAAUGAUAUACAAAUUUGAGAUGCUUCCGAGUUAGAAUAUUGUAUUAAAGUUUAGGAAGGGGUAAGGACGAUAGUUGUGCAGGUUAGCGUAAAUAAAAAAACAUUACACGCAUAUUCCGGUGACUGAAGCCCUGCAUGUAACACGCAUAUUGCAGUGACUCUAACUCGGUUUAGUUACUUACAUACUUCUUACCAAGUACUUACAUACUUUAGUUACCAAGUACUUACAUACUUCUCUGUCUAACUCGGCUUACUCAAGCUUGCUUUUGAUACAGAUUGUCCCGUAGGGCGUUACCAUGGAUAAAGCGAGGUCUCAUGUUCAGGCUUGAGCUUCACCCACGGUGUACCCACACUUAACACAAAUCUCUUGCCGUGCACCGCCGCCUUCAGACCGUCGAUCAGAUGGACGACCAUUGGCCUAAUUUUAUUAUUCCAAUCCACAUUUUUGCUGAUUUUCAGACAAUAAUUCACCGCAAAAUGAUGUGAAUCUGUAUUCCUUUAAAACUGUUAGUGUUACGACUAGGGCAACUGCGCGAAUACUUCGUAUAUAUAGCAUAUUUCUUUCUAGUCACCCGUUCCGUGAAUGAGAUCACUUGAUACGGUCAUAAUUUAUCCUAUAACCUAUCGAAAAGCUUAUUCUUAUGCAUCAUGUUGCUUGUUUUCAAUAAAUGUUUUUCUACAUGAGUUAAGGAAAUGUACACAAUAAUGAAGCUCUGCUAGUAGUUUCACGUAAUCUGCUAUAUUUGCUUGCUUGCCCACGAAGCGGACUCUGAAUUUUCGUUUUUUGCCUCCGCAUUGUAAAUUAAAUAUUAUAUCUUCUAAUUUAUUUAGUUAACUACAGGAUGGUUCCAUGAUAUGCCACCGAAGAAUGCUGCAAGUUAGAGCUUUACAUUAAACCGUGUAAUCGCUUUGAGUAUGCCUUUGUUUUAUGAAACCGUAUUUAUUGCUUCAUCAUGUUUUAACUUAGCUAACUUGUGCACUAUAUCUACUGUGUGUUUAUUUUUUAUUUACGAAAUAGUAGGUCAGAUUACUUUGAUGUAUACAUCACUUAUUGAUUAUACGCUCUUGUGGAAGCGUGCAAAGAACUAAUAUGUGUAAUGAAGUCUAGCCAGGAUCUCGUGAUUUUUUCAAAUAUACUUUUGCCUGUGAGCAUUUUUUGUUUGUCAUGUUUGUUUCAUCAUGCUAAUUUAUUACAGUAACUUUCGUUGUCGAUUGUUUGUUGCUGUUCCCGUAUCUUUUCUCCAGCAGCGUAUAACAUCACAAUGUUCUUGCGACGAAACUUGAGAAGAAGUUUGA